This is a messenger RNA of Bactrocera latifrons, 837 nucleotides long. RefSeq lists its product as uncharacterized. The transcript is spliced from 2 exons. NCBI's taxonomy places the organism in Eukaryota, Metazoa, Arthropoda, Insecta, Diptera, Tephritidae. The coding region runs from base 65 to 772 and encodes 235 amino acids. The record is from RefSeq and is a predicted model, not a curated record.
UAAAUCAACCUUUGACUCGCGUAGUAGUAAACAACUCUUCACUCCUCAGCAACUUAACAACAAAAUGCGCAUGCUCUUUAUGUUUUCAUUUAGCCUAGUGAUGGCAUAUGCCAGUCCUUUGCUGAAAAGCAAAGAGCUGUAUAGAAAAGUCAAAAACCAUAUGUUCGGUGUCAACAUGGAUUGUGGACACUGUGGCGGCAUACACACCGUGCAGCCGAUGGGCAUGGCCCCAAUGCCGAAUGUCUACGCAGAAGCAUAUAAUCCAACGAUACAAUUACACGGCGAGUCAGCGGCGGUUUCAAGCGCUAGCAAUGUCUACAAUUCUCAAGAAUAUGCUCCUGCCCACAUGAAUCAUUUCUUGAAUGCUAACGGUGGAAGAACACAUCAUUUUAGAAGUGAUGAACGUCCAGCUCCCGCUUUGAAUUACGCCAAUAACCAUUAUGCACAAGUGGAGAAUGCUGCUGCAGCUUCCACAGCUAUCGAUCAUAGCUCAUCUACAUUAUGGCAGCAUGAGGAGAACGCGCAAGCUGCAAGUAGAGCACAACAAUUGACAGUUCAUGGUGGCGGUGCUGUACCACCAGUCCCUGCGAGCCCUGUUUGGAUUGAAGGCGGUCAGUACAAUGCAUAUUCACCUUUGGGCGCAGCUGCAGCAGCCCAAUCUGCUUCGUCCGCUUGGAGUCAGCAAAAUGGUAACUAUGGUCAAAAUAACGGACAUGGUGUGGCCUUUGCUCAUGCUAGUUCUACUUCGUGGAGCUCAAAUAAUUCCGGCUGAGCGAGUUUUAUGUUAAGUUAAGUUUAAAAGUUUAAAGACAGAAAUUGUAGAAUUUAUGCUAUUAA